Saccoglossus kowalevskii is the source of this 4155-nucleotide messenger RNA. RefSeq names its product protocadherin Fat 4-like. NCBI's taxonomy places the organism in Eukaryota, Metazoa, Hemichordata, Enteropneusta, Harrimaniidae. The record is from RefSeq and is a predicted model, not a curated record.
AUGGCCGUUCGGGCGAUUCGGGCUCCAGUUCUGCUAUAUCUCGCUGUAGCGUUUACGGCUACUUUACAUGUAAUCCAUAGUGCGACUUUACCGAGGCUAACAGUGCCCAAUAAUGUACAUUCAGGCUAUGAAAUAGCCAGGUUGCGGCACGUUGGGCAGAAUUAUUCAAUCAAUGCGCUCGGUGAUGCCGCGAACAUUUUUCAAGUGUCGUCGGACGGCGUCGUAACAACGCGAAGAAAGUUAACAAAUCGUGCCAACACUGUAGUCGUUCUUGGUAUCGACCAAACGACAGAUACAAACUCAUGGCAGGAAAUAUUUAACGUUUACAUCAUAGACAUUAUCCCUGUUGAUGACAGUUUACGAUACGAAGAGAUUAUUCAAGAUGUGAUGAGUUUUGCAGCCUCAAAUGGGGGAGGUAGACUUCCGAGGAAGAGAAGAGAUACCCUGCCUGAAGUGAGAGCGUCAGUGAGAGAGGAUGUUGACGUUGGUACCCUAGUACUUGACAUCAAUAAUAUUCCAAGCGAUCCAACUAGAGACCGAUUCACAAUGAUUGAACCACUGAAUCCACAUUUUUAUGUUGAUUAUGGUACUGGUCAGGUCACUGUCCUCCAGUCAUUGGAUCAUGAAACCAACCCAGAGGAGGAAUUCACAGUGGAAAUCACUAAGGAAGGUGAUUCAGAUGUAUCAAACGAAGUACAUAUUGUAAUUACUGUUGAAGAUGUGAAUGAUGAGUCUCCUCAAUGGUCUAUGCCUGUGUACCCGUAUAAUGCAGUUGUACCUACCAAUGCUCCAACUGGUGUGUCCAUAUAUCAGUUACAAGCAAGUGAUGCUGACAGUAAUUCUCUGAAUUAUAACUUGGAUUCUACAUCAGAUGACCAAGGUUUGUUUGAAGUGGAUCAAACCACAGGCACCAUUCGUACCAAGUUACAAAGAGGACAGAGAUACCAGGAGGGAUUUGAGUAUAUCCUGAGGGUUAGAGCCAAUGAUGGUGUCAACUACAGUCCUUUAGCAUAUGUCUCUGUUAUUGGUGGGAGACGUCCACCACAGUUUGUCAAAGAAAGAUAUGAUGUUGACGUUCCUGAAAAUACAAAACCUGGUUAUGUUGUGGUUCGUGUUGAGGCAUUUUCCUUCACCCGUGGCACCGCAGUCACCUAUAAAUUCAUAUCACUAGGAUCAGAUCAGAUGGUUUUCACUAUUGGAACUAAAAGUGGUCAGAUAACAGUCAAUAAAGCUUUAGAUUACGAACAAGGUCCAAGACGGUAUAACCUGAAAGUAGAAGCUACAGAAGAAGGUUAUGAUGGCCUAUCCAGCUCUGUUGAUGUGGUAGUAACUGUGAUUGAUACAAAUGACUGCACACCCAGGUUUGAACAAAGUUUGUACACUGUUAAAGAUUUUCCUGAAGAUGCCAGUACUUAUGUCAAAGUAGUAACAGUAUUGGCAACCGACUGUGACAGUGGCACUAACGCACAACUUAGUUAUUCUAUUGAUAACAGUGCUUUUCAAAUAAACAACCUCGGAGAAAUCAGGCCAAGUGUAAAGUUGGAUUAUGAGAGUACCAAUAGCUUGUACACCAUAAUAGCAACAGCAAAAGACCAUGGAUCACCAAGUAAAACUGGUACAGCUACUAUUAAUGUUCGUAUCAAGAAUUAUAAUGAUGAGCCGCCUCAUUUUUCGCAAAACACAUACAAGUAUUUUGUAGCAGAAAAUGCACCAGAUGGAUUUCAGGUUGCCACGGUAAUUGCUACUGAUCCUGAUGGUGAUGUAGUGAUAUAUGGUAUCUCUGCUGGUAACGAAGACGGAAAUUUUGAAAUCAAUAAACAUACAGGUGUGAUAUCACUCAGGGCAACACAAGAUUUGACGCAAGCAUCUUAUCUAAUCAAUGUGACUGCCACAGACGACAGCUCUUGUUGCGAUGGCCUUGGUACCAUACACACAAGUCAAGCUUUGGUAAUAAUUGAAGUGAAUGAUGUCAACAAUAACAGACCAAUUUUUCAUAACUGUGCUAACUAUAAUCCUACUGUUGCUGAAAACUCACCUGUAGGAACUACCGUUACCCAGGUUUUAGCAACAGAUGCAGAUGUUGGUACUAAUGGACAAGUAGAAUAUAGUAUAGUUCGUAGAGAGACUGCUGAUCUCAAUUUCAGAAUUGAUCCUAAUCUUGGCAUUAUCACUACAGCUAGACGUUUUGAUCGUGAAGUGAAGCGUAUCUACGGUAUUUCAGUUGCAGCUACAGAUCUUGCACCAGAUCCUCUUAUUGGUAUCUGUCAAAUGAAUAUUGAAAUCACUGAUGUCAAUGAUAACAUGCCACACUUUGAGCAAAGAAGUUAUGAAUCAUCCCGAACUCAAGGUAAAUUGGCAAUACUAGCAUCACUAACUCAAGGUAAAUUGGCAAUACUAGCAUCACCAACUCAUAGUAAAUUGGCAGUACCAGCAUCACCAACUCAAGGUAAAUUGGCAAUACUAGCAUCACCAACUCAAGCAUCACCAACUCAAAGUAAAUUGGCAGUACCAGCAUCACCAACUCAAAGUGAAUUGGCAAUACUAGCAUCAUCAACUCUAGGUAAAUUGGCAAUACUAGCAUCACCAACUCAAGGUAAAUUGGCAAUACUAGUAUCACCAACUCAAGGUAAAUUGGCAAUACUAGUAUCACCAACUCUAGGUAAAUUGGCAAUACUAGCAUCACAAACUCAAAGUGAAUUGGCAGUACCAGCAUCACCAACUCAAAGUGAAUUGGCAAUACUAGCAUCACCAACUCAAGCAUCACCAACUCAAGGUAAAUUGGCAAUACUAGCAUCACAAACUCAAAGUGAAUUGGCAAUAUUAGCAUCACCAACUCAAGGUAAAUUGGCAGUACCAGCAUCACCAACUCAAAGUGAAUUGGCAAUACUAGCAUCACCAACUCUAGGUAAAUUGGCAGUACUAGCAUCACCAACUCAAAGUAAAUUGGCAGUACCAGCAUCACCAACUCAAGGUAAAUUGGCAAUACUUGCAUCCCAAACUCAAGGUAAAUUGGCAAUACUAGCAUCACCAACUCAAGCAUCACCAACUCAAAGUGAAUUGGCAAUACUAGCAUCAACAACUCAAGGUAAAUUGGCAAUACUAGCAUCCCAAACUCAAGGUAAAUUGGCAGUACCAGCAUCACCAAAUCAAAGUGAAUUGGCGAUACUAGCAUCACCAACUCAAGCAUCACCAACUCAAGGUAAAUUGGCAAUACUAGCAUCACCAACUCAAGGUAAAUUGGUAAUACUAACAUCACCAACUCAAAGUGAAUUGGCAAUACUAGCAUCAACAACUCAAGGUAAAUUGGCAGUACCAGCAUCACCAAAUCAAAGUGAAUUGGCAAUACUAGCAUCACCAACUCUAGGUAAAUUGGCAAUACUAGCAUCACCAACUCAUAGUAAAUUGGCAGUACUAGCAUCACCAACUCAAAGUGAAUUGGCAAUAUUAGCACCAACAACUCAAGGUAAAUUGGCAAUACUAGCAUCACCAACUCAAGGUAAAUUGGCAAUACUAGCAUCACAAACUCAAGGUAAAUUGGCAAUACUAGCAUCACCAACUCAAGGUAAAUUGGCAAUACUAGCAUCACAAACUCAAGGUAAAUUGGCAAUACUAGCAUCAACAACUCAAGGUAAAUUGGCAAUACUAGCAUCACCAACUCAAAGUGAAUUGGCAAUACUAGCAUCAACAACUCAAGGUAAAUUGGAAGUACUAGUAUCACCAACUCUAGAUAAAUUGGCAGUACUAGCAUCACCAACUCAUAGUAAAUUGGCAGUACCAGCAUCACCAACUCAAAGUGAAUUGGCAAUACUAGCAUCACCAACUCAAGCAUCACCAACUCAAAGUGAAUUGGCAAUAGUAGCAUCACCAACUCAAAGUGAAUUGGCAAUAUUAGCAUCCCAAACUCAAGGUAAAUUGGCAAUACUAGCAUCACCAACUCAAGAUCAACUACGCGAGGACACACCAGUUGGGACUAGUUUUCUCCGUGUUGCGGCUCAGGAUGCUGAUACUGGUUACAAUGCUGAAAUUUCAUAUUCCUUGUCUGAUGAGGAAUACUUUAGUGUAAACAAUGCUACAGGCUGGGUUUAUGUCAAGAAUGCUAUAUAUCUAUCUCAGCUGCCUUUCUUGACUGUCGGUGUAUAUGGUCUGCUUUUGUAG